Messenger RNA from Odobenus rosmarus divergens (Pacific walrus), 2703 nucleotides. It is a transcript of the gene AKAP1, whose product is annotated as A kinase (PRKA) anchor protein 1. Bases 1 to 2598 code for a protein of 865 amino acids. The transcript has 10 exons. NCBI's taxonomy places the organism in Eukaryota, Metazoa, Chordata, Mammalia, Carnivora, Odobenidae. Gene Ontology annotation, molecular function: RNA binding. The record is from RefSeq and is a predicted model, not a curated record.
AUGGCCAUCCAAUUCCGUUCACUUUUCCCCUUGGCAUUGCCUGGAAUGCUAGCAGUCCUCGGCUGGUGGUGGUUUUUCUCUCGUAAAAGGCAUGUCAGCAGCCAGGACAGACAGGUGGAGGCCAGCGCUGUGGAGCUGAGGGCUGGCUGUACCAUCAGAGAGCCACGCCCCAGGGAGGACCCCUGUCCUGGAGUAGUGUCCACACCCCCCAACGUCGGACUGCUGGCAGAAAAGGAGCUGUCUACCGUGAGCAAGCCUCCCGCAGAGCCCCCAGCCUUGCUGCGGCCACAUCCAACCUCUCGCAGGUCCGAGUCCUCAGGCAGCCUUCCUAACACCACGGACACGAGAUUUCGACCAGGAACACGCAGAGAUGACAGUGCAAAGGUGGAACUAGCCCUAACGGGUGAUGAAGCUGGGUCCGUUCCUCCAGAGUGUCCCCUCCCGACCCCAAAGAGUGUUCCUUUUGCCCACGAAGCGGCCGAGGUGUGCAAGCGAGAGUCCCCGUUCAGUGCGACGGGAGUAGGGGGCUGGCAGGGCCAGGCUGCGGCCCCCCAAGAGAAGCCGAGAGAGACGGGGGGGACCGAAGGCACCGGUGACGCAGCGUCAGGAGAAGGCGUGCUGGAAGAGGGUGUGCAGUCCCCGGAGCCCGACUCUGAAUCGGACAGCAGCAAGGCGCCCAGCCCCGCUCCCUCGGGAGCAGCGGGGGAGAGCGGGAAGGUCAGCCCGCCGCAGACGGAGGAGGAGGAGGAGGCAGUGGGGAAGCUGCUGAGCAGCCUCAUCGAAUCGGCUCACACGGAGCUGAGGGAGGAUGACGAGCUGCUGGUGCCACGGGUCAGCGGCGGAGCCUGCCACGCAGAUGGCACAGGGGGGCCAGGCAGAGAGACUGUGGAGCAAAAUGAGAAGAUCGAGCAGGCUGCCUACCAGAUCAUCUCCAGAGUGAUCUUGGAGGCAACUGAAGAGGUGCUGGCCACCACCGUGGGCAGGAUUGCAGAUCGGGUGUAUCAGGCUUCAGCUGGUCAGCUCCAAGGGCAGGAGGAGAGCUGUGUGCCGGUCUGCCAGAAAUCUGCCCCGGGGCAAGGUGCUGAGGAGCCCGCUCCAGCCACCGAGGAGGCAGAGGCAGCCUCCGCCGCAGAUGCCACGCUCCCCUCGCCACACCUGCCCGCAGAGGACCUGCCACCACCAAAGACCUACAGGAGCUGCCUGAGCAGCCCUCUGUCCAGCCCCACCAAGGACAGGAAGCCAAAGAACUCCGCACACCACAUCUCCCUGGCGCCUUGCCCAACUCCAGCCGUCCCCCAGGGAGAGUCACUAGAUGAAGCCCGCGUCCUGGUGGAAAAUGCCGGAUGCAUCCCCUGCACUUCUGACACCAGCCAGGAGGCCCCUUCAGUGGCCUCUGAGCAGUGCUCAGAUUCCAUCAGCACUUCGGGGCUUGAAGACUCGUGUACGGACACCAACUCAAGCCCCAGGAGCAAGGCCAUCUCCCCGCCGCCGCUGCUAGAAAGUACUAUACCCUUCAGCAAUGGGGUGCUGAAGGGGGAGCUAUCAGACUUGGGGAAUGAGGAUAGCUGGACCGUGGAUGCAGAAGCAGAUCAUUCGGGAGGCUCGGACGGGAACAGCAUGGACUCAGUGGAUGGCUGCUGUGGCCCCAGGAAGACUGACAGUUUCCAGAACGCCCAAACAGGCUCCAGUCCUAAGAAGGUGGACCUCAUCAUCUGGGAGAUUGAGGUGCCCAAGCACUUAGUUGGUCGGCUAAUUGGCAAGCAGGGGCGGUAUGUGAGUUUUCUGAAGCAAACAUCUGGUGCCAAGAUCUACAUCUCAACCCUGCCUUACACCCAGAACAUCCAGAUCUGCCACAUAGAAGGUUCUCAGCAUCAUGUAGACAAAGCACUGAACUUGAUUGGGAAGAAGUUCAAAGAACUGAACCUCACCAAUAUCUACGCUCCCCCCCUGCCGUCACUGGCACUGCCUUCUCUUCCAAUGACUUCCUGGCUCAUGCUCCCUGAUGGCAUCACUGUGGAGGUGAUCGUGGUCAACCAGGUCAAUGCUGGGCACCUGUUCGUGCAGCAGCACACGCACCCUACCUUCCAUGCACUGCGUAGCCUGGACCAGCAGAUGUACCUGUGUUACUCGCAGCCCGGAAUCCCCACCUUGCCCACCCCGGUGGAAAUAACGGUCAUCUGCGCUGCCCCUGGCGUGGACGGUGCUUGGUGGCGAGCCCAAGUGGUGGCCUCCUAUGAGGAAAGCAAUGAAGUGGAGAUCCGCUACGUGGACUACGGUGGAUAUAAGAGAGUGAAAGUGGACGUGCUCCGGCAGAUUCGAUCUGACUUUGUGACUCUGCCAUUCCAGGGAGCAGAGGUUCUUCUGGACAGCGUGAUGCCCUUGUCAGAUGAUGACCACUUUUCACCUGAAGCGGAUGCAGCCAUGAGCGAGAUGACCGGAAACACAGCACUGCUGGCUCAGGUGACAAGUUACAGUCCAACUGGCCUUCCUCUAAUUCAGCUAUGGAGUGUGGUUGGAAAUGAAGCGGUGUUGAUAAACCGGUCGCUGGUGGAGCGAGGCCUUGCUCAGUGGGUAGACAGCUACUACGCGAGCCUCUGACCCCCGUCUCCCACAGACGCUUCUGGAGUCUUUAUGCACUGUUGAAACCGGGCUUGGCGCUGAGGCAAAGACAUUACAUCAGAAUAACAAACGUUAUCUUCCCCA